Linderina pennispora is the source of this 2494-nucleotide messenger RNA. RefSeq lists its product as uncharacterized. The coding region runs from base 231 to 2402 and encodes 723 amino acids. The transcript has 3 exons. The record is from RefSeq and is a predicted model, not a curated record. Lineage: Eukaryota; Fungi; Kickxellomycota; Kickxellomycetes; Kickxellales; Kickxellaceae.
UGCUGCAGCUAUCUUGGGCACUGGAGGACGGGGCAGGUGCGAGGAGGCUGGCGCACUUUUAUAUACUGGGUGCUGUCCGGAUUCCUGCCAGUGCCCUUCCUUCUGGUUUCUGUAUUUUGCCGUGCUCCCUUUUGACCCCCUAUUUCUAUCCUCUGCUAUUUAUAAAAACACGCUUCUGUCAUUUCCUCACAUAGUUACUUUGUUGUCAGCCAAGAGGGAUAAGGUUACCAAUGUCUGCAAUCGAAUGGCUGAUGAAGCGGACGUCGUCGACUGACCUGCUUCCUGAUGGAACACAUGUCCACACAACUAACAUUCCUGACCUCCAGAAGAAGGUGUACCUCUGGAUUGGCGUCGUUGAUAUUUUCCUGUUCACGAUCUCAACCCUGCUGUUUGUGUACCGAGGCCGGCGGACACUCGACAUUAACGCCCAUGCAGUGCUUCUGACUAGCAUCGGCUCGUUCACGAUCCUCGUCGUCAAUACGUGCUUUCUGUUCCAGUUUGUGUGGCCAGGCAACUUCCCGUGCUUUCUUAUCUUGUGGUGCGCCUACCCGGGCGUGAUGCUGUGGAUGUCAUGUACGCUGGCGCGCGCCAUGCGGCUGUACAUCCUCAGCUACCGCAACACGCAGAAACUGAAGGAGCGCAACAAGGUUGGCCAGAUGACCGCCGCGCAGCUGUACGGCAAGGGCGCGGUGCAAGACCCGGAGGGCGAACUCAGCGAUGCUGAGAAGGCGCAGGGGUCGUCAAUCGAGAGCAGCAUCCCAAAGUCCUUCUAUCGUCGCCGUACCGAUGCCCUGGGCAAGUGGUGGGCGGCGGAGAAGUCGCAGAUCACCGAGCGCCGUUUGGUGUGGUACGUGCUGUUUGCCACGCUGUUUACAGCAAUCGUCUGCAGCAUUAUUCAGGCGCUGACCAAGGACCUGGCGAUUGUGCCUAUGAUGUACUCAAAGUGCCCGGUUGGCGUGUGGGAGUACUUCCCGCUCUACGCCAUGAUUGCCCUGUACUGUGUCGUGCUGACCCCGGUCCUUGUCUACCACAUCUGGCCCAUCAAGGACGCGGUUUCGGUGGUCCGCGACCCGUUCUGGGACUCGUUCCUGUGGUGUUCCCUGCUCUUCAACCUGUCGCAGAUCACGUCAGUUAUUAUCCCGCUUGUGCGCUCGUACCGCCAGUCCGACGCCUUCACGUGGUCGGACAACCCGGGCCGCACGGCCAGCAAGGAGUUGUUCUACCGCGUGCUGAACCACCCGGAACUGUUCGAGAAGCUGAAGAUCUACAGUGCUGCCAACUUUUGCACAGAGAUCACACUGUUCCUCGAGGAGUACCAGGUGCUCAAGGCCAACGUCGUGCGCUUCUACAACAUUGGCGAGCCCGGGUUCGAUGAUGACGGCGCCAACGACAGUGAGGACGACGAUGACGACGACGAUGACGAUGACGAUGGUCUGGGCCGUGGCGGCGACAUGUCAGCCAGCCGCCCGAACCUGACUGGUGGUGCUGGUUGGACUACAGUGGUCACGCGUGCUAACAAUGAAAGUACCAGCCACGCCAACGCCGCCGACCGCUCUGUCGGUUCCCCUAUGUCGCAGCACUCGGACAUCAACAUCAUCACCCGGCCAAUCCAUUCGGAAAAGGACGCCCUGCGCAGCAACCACGACACGAUAAUCUCUGUCGGCGAUGCGCGCUCGUCGGACGAGGACUACAGCGACCAGGCUGCCAUGGUGCCGUCGCGCAACUCGCGUGCUCUGGUCCGCCCGGAUGUUGCCAGCCAGGGAAUAGUUGGCCGUCUGACCACCGAGACCUCGCGUGGAAUCGUGGCCAUGACCAGCGGAACCGCAGGUGCCAAUGGCAGCGCUGCUGGAUCAGCGUCCUGGGUGGCUUGCUGCGCUCCUUUGGCGGCCGCAAUGCUGCCAGCAGCGGCAACAAUGGCUUUCUCCGAUAUUUCCAACGGAGGCAGCGGCGACAACAUCAAUGGCGACAACAGUGCGACGCUUGCAGGUGGCGGUGCGACCAUCGGCAAGCUGCCAGUGCGUCGCAACAGCCGUGGCGAAGACAUCAUGGUGCUGUCGCAUGUGCCGCCGUUCACGCCCGUCCGCUACACCAUCCUGUCGACGCUGAUGCAGACGCCGGCUGGCCUGGGGCGGCAGGGCAACAUCACCACGUUCAAGACGCUGCCGUUUGCCCUGCGCGGCGACUACUACGGCUUCUACUCGACCUUCAUUGCCGACGGUGCCACCCUGCAGAUCAACGUGGAGGGCCGCAUCUCGGAAGCGAUCACCCGGCUCAUCCACUCGCAGCAGUACACUGUCGACAUGAUGGAUGAGGCCCACUCGGAGGUGCUGCAGCUGCUGUACGACAACAUCUUCAAAAAGUUUGUCAGGAUCUACCACCGCGACAUGGUCGACAUUAUGUGAGCUUGGGCUCCGGCCCAGUUAUAUUCGCACCAUUUUUUCUUUCCCUUUUUAUUUUCUUCACGUUUCCCAAACAAGGCUGACUUUAAUAUUUC